This is a messenger RNA of Chelmon rostratus (copperband butterflyfish), 3438 nucleotides long. RefSeq names its product presenilin 2 (gene psen2). Gene Ontology annotation, biological process: Notch receptor processing; protein processing; calcium ion transport. NCBI's taxonomy places the organism in Eukaryota, Metazoa, Chordata, Actinopteri, Chaetodontiformes, Chaetodontidae. Gene Ontology annotation, cellular component: membrane raft; dendritic shaft; perinuclear region of cytoplasm. The transcript has 11 exons. Gene Ontology annotation, molecular function: aspartic endopeptidase activity, intramembrane cleaving. The coding region runs from base 103 to 1404 and encodes 433 amino acids. The record is from RefSeq and is a predicted model, not a curated record.
CUGACAGGCGUCUUCCGGGUUGUCGGUCGGUGUUUACUUUCGGGGCGGCCCAGUUUUCUGUCUUCUGCGGCUUAAAUCGAGUGGGUGCUGUGUGGAGCAGCCAUGAACGCCUCCGACAGUGACGACGACUCCUAUAACGAGAGAACAGCGUUGGUCCCGUCUGAGAAUCCGGUGGUUCCAUCCUACAGACCGGAUCCAGACCUCAACCCCCCCAACGACACGGCGUCCAAAAGGCCCGGGGUAAGCAGGAGAGCGGGUCCGGCUGCCGUGGACGGCGGCGGCGGCGGCGGCUCAGACCCGGAGGUGGACGCAGACGACGAGGAGCUGACUCUGAAGUACGGAGCCAAGCACGUCAUCAUGCUGUUCAUCCCCGUCACCCUCUGCAUGGUGGUGGUGGUCGCCACCAUCAAGUCGGUCAGCUUCUACACCGAGAAGACCGACCAGCAGCUGAUCUACACGCCGUUCACGGAGAACACCCCGUCUGUCGGCCGCCGGCUCCUCAACUCCGUCCUCAACACCAUCAUCAUGAUCAGCGUCAUCGUGGUCAUGACCAUCUUCCUGGUCGUCCUCUACAAGUAUCGCUGCUACAAGUUCAUCCACGGCUGGCUCAUCCUGUCCUCCCUCAUGCUGCUCUUCUGGUUCAGCUUCAUGUACCUGGGGGAAGUGUUUAAGACGUACAACCUGGCGGUGGACUACCCGACGGUGGGGGUGAUCAUCUGGAACUUUGGGGCGGUGGGGAUGAUCUGUAUCCACUGGAAGGGCCCCCUCCAGCUGCAGCAGGCCUACCUGAUCCUCAUCAGCGCCCUCAUGGCCCUCGUCUUCAUCAAAUACCUGCCCGAGUGGUCGGCGUGGGUCAUCCUGGGAGCCAUCUCCAUCUAUGACCUGGUGGCUGUCCUGUCACCUAAAGGUCCUCUCAGGAUGUUGGUGGAGACGGCUCAGGAACGCAACGAGCCCAUCUUCCCCGCCCUCAUCUACUCCUCUGCCAUGAUGUGGACGGUGGGGAUGGCGAGUCCGAUGGACGCUCAGCACUCCGGACAGGAAACAGACGAGGAGGCGGAGCAGAGCAGCGGGGGGGCGGAGCCUGAGAGUCGACAGUCCCGGCCGUUUCCAGAAGACGACCUGGAGGAGGACAGAGGGGUGAAGCUCGGCCUCGGCGAUUUCAUCUUUUACAGCGUUCUGGUUGGAAAGGCUGCAGCGACCGGCGGAGACUGGAACACGACGCUCGCCUGCUUCGUCGCCAUUCUUAUCGGUCUGUGCCUGACUCUGCUGCUGUUGGCCAUCUUUAAGAAGGCUCUGCCGGCGCUGCCCAUCUCCAUCACCUUCGGCUUGGUCUUCUACUUCUCCACAGACUUCCUGGUUCAGCCCUUCAUGGACAACCUGGCUGCUCACCAGUUUUACAUCUGACAGAAAGCCACGCCCCCUCCUCUUCCUCGUGAUCCUGCAGGACCGCUGCCGUCUGAUGAUGCACGCACAAAGACUACUUCACGUGCAGGUCUUCUAUGAGUCUCUCAGUCUGUUUGGGGAACGUGGUGCAUUCACCAAACCACAGGAAGUGAUGUAAUGCAGACAGAAGAAGCUGCGUGGGUUCAGAUGGUGAUGGUGGCAGCAGGAUACCUGGCUGUUUUUGCUCAGGUGUGUUUCUGAUCACCUGCUGACUAAUAGUGUAAAGAUCCGCCUUAGAACCUGUAACUCAUCAUGUCUGUUUCGGUUUCUGAGGGGGCGUAACAUCCGCAGCGUGUGAUUGGUUGACACACCUGUCAGUCAAACAUUCCUGUAAAGAUUCUCCGGUUCUGCAGGGCCAAUUUAUCUCGUGCAGCAGAUGUUUUUGUUCACUCCAUUUCCUGUUUUGUCUUUUAACUUCCUGUCAGUGUUGCCGGCUUCAGUAAACACAAGUCGGAGGCAUCGGUCCUGAUUGGUUCACACAGACGCAUCCACGUGAAUGAGGUCACGUGACCUGACACCACAUCCACCACAGGUGAAGUGGUUGAUUAGCUACAGAGUUAACUAGCUUCCAGCUAGCUGAACGAGCUAAUCCUGCGUCAGAAGAGCAGCUUUGUGUUUCCAUGUUGAGUUCUGAUCCGUACAGAUGCAGAUUAUUAAUGUUUAACCCCGAAGCUUUUUGAUUUGUUAAGCUGAUUUAUAAACUUCCAAACUACAUAAUUAACUAUUAAUUAAUAAUCACAGCAUGAAACAGUAAAACGUUUGUGAGGUCGACGUGACACUAUUGAACCACAUCAACAUGAAAACUUCAACAUUGAUGUUGUUUUCUAAGCAGGUUUCAGAGUUUAGUUCAGGACGUCUGAGCUGGUCAGAUUUUAUUAAAACACAUUAAAACAUGUUGUUCUGUUGACACGUUAGAAAAACACAAAUAUCAGCUGAAACCUCACGUGUUCGAUGAAAUGCAGGUAAAGCUGAUGAAGAGCAGCAGGAGUCAGACUACUCAACACAUUCCCACUUCCUGUGCAGACAGGAAGUUAAAAGACAAACUGUUGAGCGUGAGAUGAAGCUGAACAUUUCUUCAGUGGAUCAACAGUUUGUACAUUUAACGUUGGUGAUGAGAUGUUUUUAUUCGAAACACAGUUGGAUGUUUUACAGUUUUUUAAGGUGGAUUUUUCUCACAGAAGCUUCUUAUUUUUUAAAAAAGGCAGACGGAGGACAGACGUCUCCAACAAGGACUCAUUUAAACUAAGAUUAGAGUUAAUGAAGGUUUAAUUCAACUUAAACCGGGUCUAAACUAAGAAAUUCAGCCCUGGUUUAAACAGAACCAGCAUUGGUUACACCUAAAGGAAUAAAACGUGUCGUCAGAAUGUUCGUUAACGGUUAACGGCAUCGUUAACGGAUCUGAUCCCGGUUUAAAGAACAUUAAUCUGAGAUUUAAAGAACCGUUUACAGGAGUUGCAGCGGUUGGCUGAUUAAUUGAUCACUGGACUGACAGAUAUUUAAUAAUGAGAACUUCUGUUCAUGAAGCUUAGUAAAGUAAAUGAAGCGUCUUUGUUUGGGCUCAAUUCGUCUCGUUUUUCACUGUUUCUGACAUUUUCUAGUUUAAUCAAGAAAAUAAUCAUCACAUUUAUUGAUUUUCUUUUUUUCUGUUUUAGACAGAUUUCUGCUAGUUAAAGUUUCCUUUCAGCCAAAUCACAAAUGAACCUUUUCCAGUGUUCAGUGACCCUGCAGGGAAAAACGCUUUUCAGGAGCGACGACCACGUUCAGCCAAUCGGCUUUCAGCAGGACGGCUGUCAGGUCUGAGUUUCAGGUGGAUCUUCCUCAGUGUUUCAGGUGAUUUUGAUUGGAACUGACUCUGGUAACAGGUAACACCUGCAGGGGAUUCUGGGUAAGGAGGGAUGGGGUGAUUUGGGUGAACUGGGGGCUGAUUCAGUAUUUGAACUGAUACUUGCUGUUUUAUUUCUCAUGCUGUGCAAUAAAGUCAAACUGUUAAACUGC